Messenger RNA from Oppiella nova, 1639 nucleotides. The record is from the annotation of a GenBank genome assembly. NCBI's taxonomy places the organism in Eukaryota, Metazoa, Arthropoda, Arachnida, Sarcoptiformes, Oppiidae.
UUCGAUGAGGAGAUCAAAAUGGUUACGAAUAUUGUGCGACAAUUGAAUUUAGGCCGAAACGCCGGUUCGGUCACCGUUUUAGUCAACUCUCAAAUGCAGAAUAACAUCGAUUUGGUCGAUGACAACAGCGUUCAGAUCACUACACCCAUGUAUGCCAUCGCAUACAACACCACGUCCUCCCAGUGCGCCUCAUGUCGUACCGCGUGGUUUGAUAACUCUCAAACCAAGAUAUCCGACCGACCACUGCUCAUGGAGUUAAUCAAUAAGACACUCAUGGAGUUUGACGCGCCCUCCGAAUCACUGGCAGGCAUUCCCUCCAAAAACUUCAUUUGGUUCGACUUCGGGAGCCUAAGGCCGGCGCCCACUGACAGGAAAAGCAAACGCCGGUACGAAGACUUCAAGUGGCGGCUCCGGUACGAGCACCGGGAUGUCAACGUAUUCAUUGCCACUCUUAAUAAAGAGGACUUUAAGGACCUGUUAAGUAGGGAUGAGAAUUGGAUUCAAAUGGGAAUGGGAUCAGAUUCAGCAGACAUGGAGUCCGUUGAUUUGAUGAAUAAAAUAACACAAACACCGCAAGUGUUUCAAUACGGAGACUGUCGGCGCCAGAAGUCUAGCAAUGAGAUCUAUGAGGGGUACCUCACACCAGGGUAUAAACAGUACUGGGUUAUGUAUCCCCGACACUUCAUCAAGAGUUAUUCCAUAGACCUCCGAUUCAAAGCGGAGAAGACUCGGCUCAGGGUAUGUGUCGAUCGGUUCCCAAUCCCCGAGAAUAAUGAGAAGCAUUGCAAUGAGGCUCAAGAGGAUGGCGGCGAAGUGAAGUUCACGAUCACCGACCCCUGUAGGGGCAAGAGUUUUGAGUCCUGUCCCGGCAUUCACGUCUCGAUUGGACUCAGCCCGCAGGCAAUCAAAGCCGUCAGCGCCGGUAGUGUUUGUAAAGGGGCCGCAAUCGCCACCCUAUUUGCCCGUAGCGGCGCUCGGGUAGUCAUAGCCGACGUGAACCCCAAUAGUAUGCGAGAUGUGGCCUUCGAGUGCGCCCGCGUAUCGCCCGGUGCUCUCAAGCCGUUGCAAGUGGUGGUAGACCUGCGCCGGGAUGUGGACAUGGAGAGACUCAUCCAAACCACUAUCACCGAGUUUGGCAAGUUAGACAUCCUGGUCAAUAAUGUGGGUUUGUGUUACAGUUCUCAUAUUGACGAUGAUGAUUAUAUCGAAAAGCAGCGUGCUACAUUUGAGCUAAAUGUGCAACCAAUGAUCCAGCUUACUCAAUUAUCGGUCGACCAUUUGUCGCGUACUAAGGGCUCCAUCAUUAAUAUAUCGAGCAUUUCCGGUGUUAAACCAGCCAUGGUCAUUAUGUUCACCAAGUGUAUGGCGGUCGAGUUGGGUGGUAAGGGUAUCAGGGUCAAUUCAGUAUGCCCUGGGUACACUCGCACGGAGGGGGCCAAUAAUGCAACAGGGUUAACUGGGGAGGCUCUUAACGGCUAUUACAAUGAGGUGGCAAAAAGGCAAUACCCGAUAGGCCGUGUAGGUGAGCCCAUGGACCAGGCUAACGCAGUGGCUUAUUUAGCCAGUUCAAAUGCCAAUUUUAUGACCGGUACCAUUUUAAAUGUUGAUGGUGGCUAUUUGGCUAACAAAUGAACAUGCC